This is a messenger RNA of Suillus subaureus, 664 nucleotides long. RefSeq lists its product as uncharacterized. Bases 206 to 436 code for a protein of 76 amino acids. NCBI's taxonomy places the organism in Eukaryota, Fungi, Basidiomycota, Agaricomycetes, Boletales, Suillaceae. The transcript is spliced from 2 exons. The record is from RefSeq and is a predicted model, not a curated record.
GUUGGCCGUGCCUCUAGUCCAACCCGUUGAACGUCAGGUCAUCAAGAAGGUUGACUGGCCUUCCACAGAGACCACGACUAGCAUCGGAUUCUAGUGUUUCAAGGUCAUUACCCGAAGAUGUCCAUGCUCCUGGAGCAUUUGAGCGACCACGGCCGGCACCAUUAAUUCUCCGUUCAGACGACGAAUAUUUUUCAACAGGUGCAAGAUGAUGGUAACUAUAUUUAUUUCUAACGUUAUUUUAACUUUUUGCUGGUCGGACAAGUUCACAACUAAAAGUCUUAUUUGUGAUUCCUGUAAAUUUGUUGUCGGAUUCUUUGUGGUGCACCGUCUCACUGUACUUUGUUCGUUAGCAAUGUGUCAUAUUAUUUACAUAGUUUGUGGACUAUCCCUGACCCCCUUAACUGGAAUUCCUAGUCGAACAUGCAGGUCGUGGUAGUCAAUGCGCAGGUGUAUCUACGAGGAAUCUAUAUUCACGAAUUUCACUGAGGCUAGAGACAAGCAUUUCGUUGAAUAGGUAUUUGAGGCGUAUGCCAGUUAGGGGCAAGUAUGGACCACACCCCACCUCCUUCCUCAAUUGGAACAUCAUACGCGGGACUCAAUCUCGGGCUGUUCCAAAUUCGGUGGCGAAGUCCAACAGACACAAUCCUCGAACGUCGUACUGACA